This is a messenger RNA of Macrosiphum euphorbiae (potato aphid), 169 nucleotides long. Lineage: Eukaryota; Metazoa; Arthropoda; Insecta; Hemiptera; Aphididae. The record is from the annotation of a GenBank genome assembly.
GGGCCCAGCUUACAUUUGCCCAGAAACCGGGCCGGGAGUACUGGAUCCAGAUUCCGGGAUUGUAAAUAGAUCUGUAGGUCCAUCAGUGACCACCAAUGGUCUUCUUAGCCCAUCUGUAGUUUUUUAUAGUGCGUCACUCAUGCAGAACCCAAGAAAGGUGUCCAAUUAA